AUGGCCAUCGGCGUCGUCGCGGCCCUCGUCGUGCUCUCCGCGCUCGCGGCAGCCGAUCACAGGCCGAGUGCGAUCGCGUCAAAGCCUGGCGCUCUUCUGGGUCUCCGUGGUGGCGGUGGCGUCCACGACGACGGCGUUACGAAGCCGCUCGUCGUCGUCGGCUCGCUGAACGUGGACAUCACCAUCGAGGUCGAGAGGUUGCCGAAGAAGGAGGAGACCGUCAUGGCGAGCAGUCCGUGCACAUCGGUCGCGGUCGGUGGCAAGGGCGCGAACCAGGCCGCGGCCGCCGCGCGCCUGGCCACUGGCACCGGCCGGCCGGCGGUGCUGAUCUGUGAGUUUGGCAACGAUGGCUACGCCGAGACGAUGCGGACGGCGCUGCAAGAAGCCGGCGUCGACGUCUCGCGCUGCGCGCACUCCGCGGAGCUGCCGACGGGCCAGGGCAUCGUGAUGCUCACUCCCGACGGCGCCGCAUCGAGCAUCGUCGUGCCCGGCGCCAACGCGGGCUGGACAGCCGAGCGCGCGGCCGCCCUGGAGGAGCUGGUGUGCGGCGCGAGCGCGGUGCUGCUGCAGCGCGAGAUCCCGGAGGAGGUCAACCUGGCGGUCGCGCGCGCCGCGUGCGCCGCGGGCGUGCCGGUGCUGCAGGACGUGGGCGGUGAGGACCGGCCGAUCGACGACGAGCUGCUGCGGGAGGUCGCAUAUGUGUGCCCGAACGAG
This is a messenger RNA of Emiliania huxleyi CCMP1516, 714 nucleotides long. RefSeq lists its product as hypothetical. The annotation marks the transcript as partial. The record is from RefSeq and is a predicted model, not a curated record. The transcript has a single exon. Gene Ontology annotation, molecular function: kinase activity. NCBI's taxonomy places the organism in Eukaryota, Haptophyta, Isochrysidales, Noelaerhabdaceae.